AUGGAGGCGCUGACGUUUAACAUCAAUGGCGGCUUCCUCGAAGGCGUCGUGCGCGGCUACCGGUCGUCCAUGCUGACCAGUGGAAACUACCAGGCGCUGACGCAGUGCGAGACGCUCGAUGACCUGCGCAUGCAGCUGUCGGCGACGGACUAUGGCAACUUCCUUGCGUCGGAGCCGUCGCCUCUGGCUACGUCGGCGAUCGCGCACAAGGCGACCAAGAAGCUGGUGAGCGAGUUUGAGUAUCUCCGCACGAACGCGACGGAGCCGCUGAGCAAGUUCCUGGACUAUCUCACCUACUCGUACAUGAUCGACAAUGUCAUCCUGCUGAUUACGGGCACGCUGCACGGGCGCGACACGCACGAGUUGCUCGACCGGUGCCACCCACUGGGAUGGUUUGAGACGCUGCCUGCGCUAUGUGUCGCGACAAGCGUCGAGGAGCUGUACCGCACCGUGCUGGUCGAGACGCCGCUCUCGCCCUACUUCCGCGACUGCUUCUCCGCCUCGGAGCUCGAUGACCUCAACAUUGAGAUUAUCCGCAAUAAGCUGUACAAGGCGUACCUCGAGGACUUUUACCAGUUCACCCAGACGCUCGGCGGCACGACGGCCGAGAGCAUGCACGAGCUGCUCGCGUUCGAGGCCGACCGCCGCACGAUCAACAUCACGAUCAACUCGUUCGGCACGCUGCUGAGCAAGACAGAGCGCGCGCGCCUUUUCCCGACGAUCGGCAAGCUGUACCCGGCCGGCAACAACGCACUGGCCAAGGCCGACGAGCUCGAGCAGGUCAAGACCAUCGUCGAGUCCGUGCCCGAGUACCGGCGCCUCUUUGAGGACUCGGGCAACAACCUCUCGUCGGGCGGCGGCGUGAGCGCCGACUCGCUCGAGGACAAGAUGUUUGAACUGGAGGUCGAACUCAACCGCCUCUUGACCAUGACACAGUUUCAGUACGGCAUCUUUUACUCCUGGCUCAAGCUCAAGGAGCAGGAAAUUCGGUCGAUCUGCUGGAUCGCCGAGUGCAUCGCGCAGAACGCACGCGACCGCAUCUCGGACUUUGUGCCGCCCGUAUAG
Molecule: messenger RNA, 1065 nt
Organism: Malassezia japonica
Lineage: Eukaryota; Fungi; Basidiomycota; Malasseziomycetes; Malasseziales; Malasseziaceae
Gene: VMA6
Product: H(+)-transporting V0 sector ATPase subunit d
Exons: 2
Coding region: 1-1065 (354 amino acids)
Biological process (GO): vacuolar acidification; vacuolar transport; proton transmembrane transport
Cellular component (GO): proton-transporting V-type ATPase, V0 domain; fungal-type vacuole membrane; vacuolar proton-transporting V-type ATPase complex
Molecular function (GO): proton-transporting ATPase activity, rotational mechanism
Source: RefSeq, a predicted model, not a curated record